Messenger RNA from Echinostoma caproni, 756 nucleotides. Lineage: Eukaryota; Metazoa; Platyhelminthes; Trematoda; Plagiorchiida; Echinostomatidae. The record is from the annotation of a GenBank genome assembly.
AUGUCGAAAGGCUAUUUGUUCUAUCACUUUCAGUCAGAAAAACCGUUCGACUUGAUUGCGGUUCUCCGAGCUGGACAUUAUCACCGCAUUUCUUCUGCUGCUUACACUCGCGACAGUAGCAUGCUUAUAACGGCUUCAUAUGAUUCGAGUUGUGUUGUUUGGUGCGUCCCGGAAUACAAUCCCCUGUACCAUUACUGGCAUAUGGGCCGUGUACCAAGCCUACUACUUCUUGGUGGGGCAAAUAACCAUCACUUGUACGGAGUGGCUGUGGCACCAGACAGUUUACAUUUCUGCACAAUCUGUGAGGACCGCUGUGUUCGCUUAUGGCCGUUGGCUGCCUCAACUUCUCCAACCAAGACGUACUAUGAGUUGGCGUUGUCCACUAUUGCUGGAUUAAAAAUGCGCAGUGUCGCAUUCAGUCACUGUGGACGACUGGUUGCGGUUACCACGUCAGAUAGUCGUGUCCUUCUCUUCACAACGAACAGUCAGUUUUUGAGUUUAACGAAUCAGUGCGUCCGUGCCAUACGGAGCUACAUCACGAAGUAUCUGAUGUUUACUUAUCCACGUCAGCCGGACGGAAACGGACCGCUGAACUACAAUCCACUGAAUGAUCAAUUAAGCUGCCUGUUGCAGCAAGCUAUUCAGGAACUUCCUUUGCCCCCGCAUGUGUUAAAUCUCGUAACCUGUGAUUUCAGUAAGAGCUCACGUCCCUAUUAUUACUACCCUACCGAAUCUUGCCCAAGUCCCAGAAGUUGA